AUGUCCCAUCAGACAGGCCGCUUUGGAAGUUUGCCAUUUUGCUGCGAGCUUCAUGAUGGCUCUAGCGUAUAUGCUAGAUUUCUGGUGUCACAAACUACAAGAUUGUCUCGAGGAAUUCGCAAUACCAUUCUUCUGAAUGUAGUUUUAAAGAAGACGACAAUGCUUCAAUUGGCGGACUUCACUCACACAGAACAUAUUAUCUCCGCCGACGUUAAUGUCUCCAGAACAUUGGAACAUUUGAUGCAGCUAGGUAUUGCCCAACCUCCUUUUACUCAUGUCUCCAUCUCUCAAUGGGCCCAAUGGCAUAACUUGUACGAAAAUGAGAACGAAAACGAGAACAUUUCCGUAGAUUCCAUCCUCAUGAGUUCCUUCCUUCCAUCUCCACACGUUCACAUGAAGUACAUUGCCAUUUUCCGCUAUUCUCAAUUUGCAAGUAUCAUAAAUCUUGAUAAAGUCCCAAUAAUAAACCCCGGUAGUCACCUAAUUAUAGAAACCAUGCAAUGCAUGCGACGUUCACAGAUAGGCGAGAUAUUCAAUCACAUCACGUUAUAUGAUGAGCCAAUGAGGAAUGAAUAG
This is a messenger RNA of Botrytis porri, 576 nucleotides long. RefSeq lists its product as uncharacterized. Bases 1 to 576 code for a protein of 191 amino acids. NCBI's taxonomy places the organism in Eukaryota, Fungi, Ascomycota, Leotiomycetes, Helotiales, Sclerotiniaceae. The transcript is spliced from 2 exons. The record is from RefSeq and is a predicted model, not a curated record.